This is a messenger RNA of Hippocampus comes (tiger tail seahorse), 2589 nucleotides long. It is a transcript of the gene mlpha, whose product is annotated as melanophilin a. The coding region runs from base 540 to 2255 and encodes 571 amino acids. Gene Ontology annotation, cellular component: cortical actin cytoskeleton. Gene Ontology annotation, molecular function: myosin binding; small GTPase binding; actin binding. The record is from RefSeq and is a predicted model, not a curated record. The transcript is spliced from 16 exons. Lineage: Eukaryota; Metazoa; Chordata; Actinopteri; Syngnathiformes; Syngnathidae. Gene Ontology annotation, biological process: intracellular protein transport.
UAGUUUUCAUCAAGUUUACGUUCGAAAGGUGUUCCUUGUAAGCAAAAUCGGCAGAUGGAAAAUGAAUGAAAUCGGGACUUGGAAAUGUGAACGUUAAAACGGUGAAAACGCUGUAAACGUUGUUCUACUGUUGCUAGCUUUCUAUAACAGCUAAUAGCUAGCUAAGAGCUAUCGAGCUAGUGUGGCUCGGAUUUUUAUGCUACCAAAAGAAGGUGUACUCAUAUCUUUGCUAACACAUUUACUCAACUGAUGAAGGGUUUCGGGGGAGCUACCUAAAACUACGAGAACGAUUCCAAUGAAACCGGGUUGGUGUUCCGAGCUAAAGGCAUUAUACAAUACAAUACUGUUUUAGCCAGUACAUUUCUUAACGGAGCCUAUUGGAUACCUGGACUUCUCAGUGUCCUCGCUCAGCAAAUAAAGUAUUUAUUGUGAGCGUGAUCCCGAUGAUGUCAGGAGGAUGUGAACAUGUGAUCAGCUGACCUUCUCAGUUAAGCGCUGGAUGAUUCAGCAGCAGCUGCACCGAGAGAAGUGACCUCACCAUGGAGCGUAAACUAGAUUUGUCUCGCUUGACCGACGAAGAAGCGAAACACGUCUGGGAAGUGAUUCAGCGUGACUUCAACCUGCGGAAAAACGAGGAAGACCGACUUGGCAAACUGAAGGACUCCAUCCAGAAGGAGGACACCAAACGUGAGCUGCUCGGCGCGCAGAACAACUUGGCCGAGUCAUUGUGUAUCCGCUGCCUGCAACCCUUUAAGUUCCUGGUGAACAGCAAGCGCCAGUGCCUGGAUUGCCGCAUGUUCACCUGCAAGUCAUGCAGCCGCUAUAACAAGAAGGAGCACGGUUGGGUGUGCGACAACUGUCGCAUGACCAGGGUUCUUAAGAUUGGCACCGUGGGGUGGUACCAUGACAACAUCCGGAACCGUUUCAAGCGAUUCGGCAGUGCCAAGGUGAUGAGGUCACUGUACAAGAGACUGAAUGGAGACGGUGGACGGGAUGACGACACUCAGAGCAUGCCGGAUGUCCGCAGCAACCACUACAACCCAAAUGACGAUGAUCAAGGAGAAAUUGAGGCGCAACGAUACAAAUCGAUGCGUAAAAAUAAACGCCUGUUGUCAGUUCAUCCAUUCGACUUUGACUCGGAGGACUAUUUCCCCCAUUCACGCCGUUCGUCCGUGCAGCAAAUUCAGGAGGAUCGAGCCUACAGGAAUGACGGGGAAUUCGACAUGAACCAACAGCGAAUGAAUCGCCGAAGAAGUUUGGAUCGUUUUGCAAUGAGAAGUGACGAUUACGGUGAGAAUCGAAUGGUUCGGACUCGAUCUUUGUCCAAGAUCAGCUCCAUGGCUCGUCAGCAGUAUAUCGACACAUCUGAUGAAGAAGAGUGUCAGCGUUUUCCACCCAUGUACCAGCCACCCCACCACCGCCGCCGCAACAGCCGGGCCUCAUCUCAGGAGAACCUUGGUCAAAACCCUCCAAUUAACGAGUUGAACAAACGCAUGUCGGCCAUCGAGGGUCUGCUGAAUCGUUUGGAGGAAAAGAUGUCGCCUGCCGACAAGGCGUCCGGGUCAUCAGGACAGAACGAGGAAGAGAAGCUGAUGAAGAAGUUGAGCGAGUUGGCCGGGAACCUCGGCAACAAGCGCAUGUCAUCGGACGACGAGGCGGACAAGAAGGCCUCUUUGGGAGGAAAAAGCAUCGGUGGUGGCAGGGCAGCGGCCACUCUGGAGUCGAUGAAGAACCUGAGCUCAUCCAGCGACGACAUGCCAAGUGAAGCACAGAAGAGAUCGACCGCCGCCGCCCUCUGUGACCUCACCACUGAGGCCCUGAGAACCAUUAAUGCCACAGAAAAUGCGAUGGUUGAGUUCGGCCUGUCAGAGCCGGUCGACAGAAGCCCCAUGUUAGGGACUGAUGCUAAACAAGCCGAUGAGGCGUUCAGGCAACUUGAGGAAAAUGUGUACAUCGCCGCCGGGCAGUCGCACGAACUGGAAACGAAGCUGCGGCGACUGGAACAAAGUGCCAAAAAUCGCUUCGGCGGCGCAACAGAUUCGGAACUUUCCGAGCUGGAGGAUGUGGUGGCGCUGACAGCCGCCAGGGUGCAGAGUGCCGAAAGCGAGGUAUCCGAUAUCGAAAGUAAGCUGGCAGCCCUGAGAGCUGCACGAUCGAAGAAGAAGGUUUCCGGAUCACAGAGGAAGAAGUCUAAUCAAGAGCACAUUGCCAAACCCGAGAGAAAUGGCGCUGCUUUCAAAUCCAACAUCUCUUGAACCAGCAAGUUUCUUCUACCCGGUUAGGUCUCAAAGGUUUUAAAUCUUAUUUUUCCCCUACUUCUCGACUUUUCGAGGAAAUAAUUGAAGUGAUGAAAAAUGUAAUCCUUCGCAUAAACAGUAUUUGCAAAAUUUAGAAUCUUUUGGGGUGAUCAAAUUUAAAAUAUUUUCCAUAAUCAAAGAUCAUUUGAAAACGUCAGCACUCGCAAUUAUUUAUUGAAAUGCGUAUGCACGCAGACUUGUAGUUUGACACCCAUGGCUUUACCAAUUUGCUGACAUUUUUUUUUCCCAAUAUUUUUUUUCUGUCAUCUUUUUACGGGAAAAUACCUUGUUU